Messenger RNA from Orycteropus afer afer, 3150 nucleotides. RefSeq names its product RNA binding motif protein 44 (gene RBM44). Lineage: Eukaryota; Metazoa; Chordata; Mammalia; Tubulidentata; Orycteropodidae. The transcript has 14 exons. Gene Ontology annotation, molecular function: RNA binding. The record is from RefSeq and is a predicted model, not a curated record. Bases 1 to 3150 code for a protein of 1049 amino acids.
AUGGAGGCCACUGCAGUGGUAGCAACAGCUUCUGGUAAAGCCUACUACAGAAAUGGAGGAAACCUCCAGAAAGAUGAGCCUUCUAAUUCAAAGAAGGGAAAAUUGUUAGUAAUUUCCAAUGGUUGUAAGGAAAUCGGAUGUACUGUUCCUGGUGACGACUGGGAUUCCAGGUCAGAGCGAAGAGCUAAUGGCAAGGAAAUCAGCAAUAUUGACCCAAUAGAUUUGUUGGCACCAUCUUGUUCAGUGAGUGAAGAUACUAACAGAGAGGGUACUCACUCUCAAUCAAGUGGGUUUGAAGAGAGUAUUGAUUAUGUUUUCUUGAAUGAAACAUACUCUAUACGUUAUUCAGAUUCCAAGCUAAAAAAUGAAAGUCAUACUCAUUUAAAUUCAGAAUUAGAACCUGAAAUGAAGAAGAAAGAGGAGGUGUUUUUUGAUCUCUUGGAGCAUCAGGGUAAUAGGACUAGUGCCUUGGAAGGAAGCUACAGGAUUUCAGACUAUGACUAUAAAGAAACUUUUGACAGUAUGCGAUGGCAUGACCCAGGUGAAGACUCGCAGCAGGAGUACCAUAGUGCAGAAGAACAAGAAUAUAUAAGUGACAUUUUAUCUUUUGACCAAACAAAAGCCUUAAGUAGAUCUAACCUGGAAGUUGGUGGACUAAGAAAUUCAGGUUAUGAAGCUCAACUGGCUGGCAAUCUAGUAGAUGAUCAUGUUAAAUUGGGAAGUGGUUCUGUCCUCUCUUUAGAUUCAGCUGAUGGUUAUGGACAAGAAGAUGUCUCCAAAUUCCAGAAUUCUGCUAUGUUAAGAGAAUAUCAUGGACUAAAGCAUGAAAAUUGUAAGGAACAAGAGACCAGUUUAACAUACCGGACAAUACUUGAUGAAAUUAUACUAAGCAGUACUCCUGAAAACCAGGAAUCUCAAUCUAAGAGUGAUUUCUUGAACCCUCAGAAAGCAUCAAAAACUAAAGUUUCCAUGGACGAAUUGAAAUCUCAAAUAACUGAAAGUAAGGAUUUUUGUGGAAGUACCACUGGUGAGAAAAAUAUGUUACAACCCCUUGAAGAUCCUCGUGUGUUACCCCAGGAAAAAGCGUUUGAGGUAUUACUCGAGCCCUAUAAAGAUUGUCAGACCUCCUGGACUUCAGCUUUUGAUGACUCAAGAAUUUCUGCCUGUGGAUAUUCACACUAUCAAGUUCUGCAAAACACCUCUGACUCAGCCUUAGAUUUUUCAGGUCCUCCACCAAGGAUUGCAGUCAAAGAUAAUCAGGCAGCAGAAGAUAGCUACCUGGCUGUUGCUAACAGCAAUGCCACAAAUCAAACCUGUUCUCGUGACAUGCAAGGAACAUGUCUGGAAUCAGCGGUGGAGGCUGCAGGCUGUACGGUUACAGUUAAUCAGACAGUGGACGUCAGUGCAGACUUCAGGGCUUGUUUCACAACUAGCAGGGCGACAAGUGCACGGCCUUCUGUGGUGUCCACGUCAAGCAACACAGAGAUCACAAUGAUGAAUAAAAAACGGCCUAGUGAGUGGCAGAGUGAGAAGCAAAGAAGUGUGGCUUGUAACACAGACUGGUCACACAGUCAAGACUGUAGAGAUGCGCAGAUGGCUGUGACAGAAGGGCCAGGAAAAUCUCUCUCAGUUGACAGUUUAAAGCCUAGUGGACAUGUCCUAAAUAAGGAUUCUCUGGAAUUAAGAAAAACAUUUGAUAACGCAGACUUAAAGAAACAUCCUGAGAGGGAAGUCCCACUUUCUAAAGAGAUGGGGAAGAGUUUGCCAGCCCAGUGCUGUCAGGAAGCAGUGCAGAGAGCCGUCAAAGCCGAGCUGUACCUUCUGCGUAUUCACUAUCAGAUGUGCCACCGCCACUGUUGGGACAUUUACAGACUUGUGAUGGAAAAUAAGGAGGGAGUGAAGAGGAACUUAACAAAUAAUUCUGCUAAGAAAGAAUUAGGAUCAGCGCUGCUGUCUCUCCUGGGAGACUUAAAAGCUAGAUACGUGAGUUUGAAAGAAAAAAUAAACAAAGGCAUACCACUGGAAGAGCUGCCCCCACUGUCAGUAGAAUCAAAAUUAUUAUCUAUCUUUUCUGCUUUUGCUUCCAAGCUAAUAGAAGAAGAAACACAUGUCCUUUCAGGAGCUGAGUCUGAACUUGAUAAUCAAAAUGUGCAUGAUGAUGAAGAUUCUUUGAGCCUGAGAAAGACACUCUCUCAAAUGUCUUUAUCUGAUCAUCGUCACCCUAAACAAGAUGCAUCACCUAAGAACGGUGGUUCGGAUAAUGGUGAUAUAAAUGAAGGCUUUAGUCAGCUGAGACUUGAUGAUCAAGACUGCAAAGAUUACCAAGAAAUGAGCGAAGACUGGUUUGAUGCUAAAGAGAACCUUACAGGAGUCGAUGUCUCUGGAAUACGGGCGAGCCAGGCAGAGCACGACCGCUGCAGUACAAAGCUGACGCCAGGGAUGAAGAAUGCUGAGUCCUUACGAAGAGAUAAAGGGUAUUUGAUCCACGUUGGGGGUCUCUGCCCUUCGGUGUCUGAGGACGAUUUAAAGUCUCUUUUCCAGAAAUACCAAGUGUCUGAAAUUUCCAUUUAUGGCUCCUCUACUAACUACAGAUACGCAUCACUUGCUUUUAAAAAAAACAGUGAUGCGAAGAGGGCUGUGACAGAAAUGAACGGGAUGGAGAUCGGUGGGAAAUCGGUCAAAGUGCGGCUUGUGAAGACUCCUGGAGAAUAUACAUCACCACUUGCCUCAAAAAAUGGAAGCAGAAUGAGUGUGAAUAACGUGGAAAGAAGCACCAACAAAGAGAUCAACUCGGUCUCCUGCAUUUCUCAGUUGCCCAGAACUAGGCCACGGCACCUGGGGUCCAAGCCAGACAGUGAGUUUUUUCCUUUCGAUCAGAAGGGUGUCAAGAAGAAUUGCAAAGAGAUUGAGUCUGCUAAAUUACUACCUGAGACGCUCACUCAGGCCGUUCCUUCACAUCCUCUAAACCUGCGUAGCCUCACCAAGAUCAUGCAGAGGCUGGCCGAGCUUCACCCGGAGGUCAGCAGAGACCAGAUUAUCAGUGCCCUUCAGGAAGUAAGGCAGCGCCAGGAAGGCCGUCUGAAUGGCUUGUCUGUUAACACUAUCGUGGAAAUGACGUCAUCGGUUCUGAAAAGCUCGGCUUCCAUUUAG